Gadus chalcogrammus (walleye pollock) is the source of this 2280-nucleotide messenger RNA. RefSeq lists its product as uncharacterized. NCBI's taxonomy places the organism in Eukaryota, Metazoa, Chordata, Actinopteri, Gadiformes, Gadidae. The transcript is spliced from 4 exons. The coding region runs from base 59 to 1936 and encodes 625 amino acids. The record is from RefSeq and is a predicted model, not a curated record.
GCUUGGAACACUUUAAGUUGAGCCCAAGUUUGGUAAUCGAAACGGUAGUUGGGGCCAGAUGUUAUAUGCUAAGAUGGUGUUUGGCCCUGGAAGCUAUCUUUUACUCUUGCUGUUAGCCUUUGGACAACAUAUUAAUGCAAUUAGUUCAAGGGCUCAGGGCUCGACGGGCAUAAAACCUUAUUUCCCUUCAGUCGGCUUCUUUGAUCAAGGGAAAGACAUCCCUGCUCAGCUUCAGAGUGAUGGUCCUGCUGGGACCGCUUCCUUUGGUUCUCCUGCUAGUCCUGGGAGUGCCUACAAUAAAGUGUCCACACACCUGAUCUUCCAGAGGCCAGUGAAUGAUGAUAAUGAAGACUUGCAGUCCAGAAUUGACACCAGCAUACCUUUCCAUGGCUUCACAUUACAAGCCAAGAAACCGAGGUCCGACACACCUCCGCAGCAGGCUAGCUACCAGGUGCCCCCCAAGCCGCAGCAGCAGGCUAGCUACCAGGUGCCCCCCAAGCCGCAGCAAUAUGCUGGCUACCAGCCGCAGCAGCAGGCUAGCUAUCAGGCGCCCCAAACUCCGCCACAGCAGCAGGCUAGCUACCAGGCGCCCCCAAAGCCGCAGCAGCAGGCUAGCUACCUGGUUCCCCCAAAGCCGCAGCAGCAGGCUAGCUACCUGGCGCCCCCAAAGCCGCAGCAGCAGCAGGCUAGCUACCAGGCGCCCUCAAAGCAGCAGCAGGCUAGCUACCAGGCGCCCCCAAAGCAGCAGCAGCAGGCUAGCUACCUGGUUCCCCCAAAGCAGCAGCAGGCUAGCUACCUGGUGCCCCCGAAGCAGCAGCAGCAGCAGGCUAACUACCUGGCGCCCCCAAAGCAGCAGCAGCAGGCUAGCUACCAGGCGCCCCCAAAGCCGCCGCAGCAGCAGGCUAGCUACCAGGCGCCCCCAAAGCCGCCGCAGCAGCAGGCUAGCUACCAGGCGCCCCCAAAGCCGCAGCAGCAGGCUAGCUACCAGGUGCCCCCCAAGCAGCAGCAAUAUGCUGGCUACCAGCAGCAGCAGCAGGCUAGCUACCAGGCGCCCCCAAAGCAGCAGCAGCAGGCUAGCUACCAGGCGCCCCCAAAGCAGCAGCAGCAGGCUAGCUACCAGGCGCCCCCAAAGCAGCAGCAGCAGGCUAGCUACCAGGCGCCCCCAAAGCAGCAGCAGCAGGCUAGCUACCAGGCGCCCCCAAAGCCGCAGCAGCAGGCUAGCUACCAGGUGCCCCCAAAGCCGCAGCAGCGGGCUAGCUACCAGGCGCCCCCAAAGCCGCAGCAGCAGGCUAGCUACCAGGCGCCCCCAAAGCAGCAGCAGCAGCAGGCUAGCUACCAGGCGGCCCCAAAGCAGCAGCAGCAGGCUAGCUACCAGGCGCCUCCAAAGCAGCAGCAGGUCUACCAGGCAGCCCCUGAGCAGACUAGCUACCCGGCGUCAACCCAUCUGUAUCAAGACUACCAGGAGCCCCUCAAGCCCCAGCUCUACAGGGUGCCCCGCAUUCAGCAGGGUUACCAGGGAACCCCAAGCAGACUAGUUACCAGGCGCCCCCAAAGCAGCAGACUGGUUACCAGGCGACCCCCAAGCAGCAGACUGGUUACCAGGCGCCCCCAAAGCAGACUGGUUACCAGGCGCCCCCAAAGCAGACUGGUUACCAGGCGCCCCCAAAGCAGACUGGUUACCAGGCGCCCCCAAAGCAGACUGGUUACCAGGCGCCCCCAAAGCAGACUGGUUACCAGGCACCCCCCAAGGACACUGGUUACCAGGCACCCCCCAAGGACACUGGUUACCAGGGGCCCCCCAAGCAGACUGGUUACCAGGCACCCCCCUGGCAGCAAACUAGUUACCAGGCGCCCCCCUGGCAGCAAACUAGUUACCAGGCGCCCCCCAAGGAGACUGGUUACCAGGGCCAGCACCAUACGGUAUCUCCAUGAAUGACUUCUGCAGUCUGCAGCUUCCCGUCUGAAAAUAAACUGAUUCUUAAAAACUGUUUAGUCAUUGUCUUUGCUUCGGUUAAUAAGAAUUUCAGUGUCUUGACAUCGUUUUCUGUUUGGUAAUGAGGUUACAGGACAAUUGUCCACUGGACUUGUAUCCUUGUUGGUGGUUCAUACUGCCCUCGCUGGCUGGUUUAAGGCGGAAGGACACUUUCAGAAAAUCUGGAGCAGAAAUUGAAGCUCCUCAUCUUCUGAGGCAACCGCCUCCAUUUGCUCGAGAGCGACUGGAUACAUCCCACCUCUAUCAUACUUGUUUGCAGGCUACACUUAAAAUAUCUAAAGGACAUU